Messenger RNA from Juglans regia (Persian walnut), 3468 nucleotides. Its product is annotated as non-lysosomal glucosylceramidase-like. Bases 487 to 3258 code for a protein of 923 amino acids. Gene Ontology annotation, molecular function: beta-glucosidase activity; glucosylceramidase activity. The record is from RefSeq and is a predicted model, not a curated record. Gene Ontology annotation, biological process: carbohydrate metabolic process; glucosylceramide catabolic process. Lineage: Eukaryota; Viridiplantae; Streptophyta; Magnoliopsida; Fagales; Juglandaceae. Gene Ontology annotation, cellular component: membrane. The transcript has 19 exons.
GGCAACCUUUUCAAGUUUUCAAGUCCACUCUUUCCGUGUAGAGCCAGAAACGGAUACUGGCAUAUAUCUCCACAUAGAGAGAGCUAUUUCUCAGAGUGAGACAGGAAGAAGAAAGAGCGAGACAGAAACAGAGUUGCGGAGCUUCAAGGUAAAGGUGGUAGAUUCUGUGCACGCCACGACACAACUGCGCUUUUCAGAAUUACGCUAUCACUCGAGGCUCCUUUGAUCAUUGGUCCUACAAAAAGUUUUGAGAUCUUUGAUUUGAAGGUGAAUCAAGCUUGCUUGGGCUUUCCCUUGUACGCUUUGGUCGUUGUUGUUUGGAGCAGAGGUCAGUCUUGGUAUUUAUCAUCUUGUGUUGGAGAAGAAUUUGUCGGCGACUUGUGCAAAACAUUUGAUUGGCCUUUAUAAAUUUUUAAUUUUUUGGUUGGGAGUUGUGUCGGUUUUUUCCUUUUGUUGUGUAGUGUAUAUUAUAUAGAGUUAGUCGACAUGGUUAGUGGAACGUUGUUCCUCCGUAGAAAGAAUUCGUGGCCGCCCGAGGAGUAUAUCAGCAGGACCACUUUGCAGUUGUUUGAUUUUGAUAGUUCUGCUCCUCCAGCACACGCCUGGAGAAGGAGACUGAACAGCCAUGCUAAUAUUCUCAAAGGAUUUAGUAUCACAUUUAUGGAAGCAAUCAGGAUGGUUCAACUAGGUAUACGAUUGUGGUCUUAUAUCAGGAAAGAGGCUUCUUAUGGACGGAAAGCACCUAUUGAUCCUUUCACUCGAGAAAGUUGCAAGCCAUCAGCAUCUCAAGGGGUUCCGCUUGGAGGGAUGGGAAGUGGCAGCAUAUCUAGAGGCUUUAGAGGGGACUUUAGGCAAUGGCAAAUUAUUCCCGGUAUAUGUGAACCUUCACCUGUCAUGGAGAAUCAAUUCUCUAUUUUUAUAUCAAGAGAAGGUGGAAACAAAAAAAUUGCAUCUGUUUUGGCUCCAGGCCGACAUGAAGGGCAGGGGAAAGCUGGCGAUCAGGGUAUAUCGUCAUGGGGCUGGAAUUUGAAUGGUCAGCAUUCUACAUACCAUGCUUUGUUUCCUAGAGCAUGGACAAUAUAUGAUGGUGAACCGGACCCAGAACUGAAAAUAUCUUGUCGACAAAUAUCACCAUUCAUACCACAUAAUUAUGGGGAUAGCAGUCUUCCUACUGCUGUUUUUGUUUACACGUUGGUUAACACUGGUCGAGAAAGGGCUAAAGUCAGCCUUCUAUUUACAUGGGCGAACUCAAUUGGUGGAAUCUCCCAUUUCUCAGGAGAUCAUGUGAAUGAACCAUUUAUAGGCGAAGAUGGAGUCUCUGGUGUACUUCUACAUCACAAGACUGCAAGAGGGAAUCCUCCUGUUACUUUUGCAAUAGCUGCCUGUGAAUCUCAGAAUGUGAGUGUGACUGUUCUUCCAUCUUUUGGGCUGUCUGAAGGAAGUUACAUUACUGCGAAGGACAUGUGGGGUGGAAUGGUUGAGGAUGGGCAGUUUGAUCGAGCAAACUUUGGUACUGGACCAAGCAUUCCCUCCUCACCUGGAGAGACAGCGUGUGCUGCAGUUUCAGCCUCAACAUGGGUGGAAGCUCAUGGAAAGUGCACCGUUGCAUUUGCUCUUGCAUGGUCAUCUCCAAAAGUAAAAUUUUUGAAGGGCAGCUCAUAUCAUAGGAGGUACACAAAAUUUUAUGGCACAUCUGAAAGAGCUGCUGUGGACUUGGUGCAUGAUGCACUAACUAAUUAUAAGCGGUGGGAAGAAGAGAUAGAGAAUUGGCAAAGUCCUAUACUGAAUGAUGAAAGGCUACCAGAAUGGUACAAAUUCACAUUAUUUAAUGAGCUGUACUUUUUAGUUGCUGGUGGAACAGUUUGGAUUGACUCUCUGUUGUCAACUCCAAACAUGAGAAAUGAUCACCAUCAAUUAAUAGAGGUGGAAAAUGCAGAUGUCAAAGUAACUGAAACCGAGGUGGACUGCAGACCAGACUCAAAUAAAAGUGACGAUGUUGGAAGGUUUCUGUACUUGGAAGGAGUGGAGUACAUCAUGUGGUGUACAUAUGAUGUUCACUUCUAUGCUUCAUUUGCACUUCUUGAGCUGUUUCCCAAGAUUGAACUCAACAUUCAGCGCGAUUUUGCAAAGGCUGUCUUAUCUGAGGAUGGAAGGAAAGUAAAGUUUCUGGCAGCAGGCAAUUGUGGAAUACGUAAGGUUAGAGGAGCAGUUCCUCAUGAUCUGGGAACACAUGAUCCAUGGAAUGAACUGAAUGCAUAUAAUAUUCAUGAUACAAGCAAAUGGAAGGAUCUGAACCCGAAGUUUGUGCUUCAAGUGUAUAGAGACUUUGCUGCAACAAGGGAUAUGUCAUUUGGAGUUGAUGUUUGGCCAGCAGUUCGUGCUGCCAUGGAAUACAUGGAACAGUUUGAUCGGGACGAUGAUGGCCUCAUUGAGAAUGAUGGGUUUCCAGAUCAAACAUAUGAUACUUGGACAGUUCAUGGUGUAAGUGCUUACUGUGGGUGCCUGUGGCUUGCCGCACUCCAAGCUGCAGCUGCAAUGGCUGUUGAACUUGGGGACAGCAGUUUUGCUGAAAGGUGCAAAAGCAAAUUUUUGAAAGCCAAACCAUCAUUUGAGAAAAAAUUAUGGAAUGGUUCUUAUUUUAACUAUGACAGUGGGUCAAGUAGCAACAGUAAAUCAAUACAAGCAGAUCAACUGGCAGGGCAAUGGUAUACAGCAUCCUCAGGGCUGCCUUCACUUUUUGAUGGCUUUAAAAUCAGAAAUGCCCUUCAGAAAAUCUAUGAUUUCAAUGUAAUGAAAGUUAAAGGAGGCAGAAUGGGUGCUGUAAAUGGAAUGCAUCCCAGUGGAAAGGUAGAUGAGUCUUGCAUGCAAUCACGUGAAAUAUGGUCUGGUAUAACCUAUGCUGUGGCAGCUACAAUGAUCCUCACAGGAAUGGAGGAGGAGGCAUUUAAAACUGCUGAAGGUAUUUUUAUUGCAGGCUGGUCAGAAGAUGGAUAUGGAUACUGGUUCCAGACUCCAGAGGGGUGGACAAUUGAUGGGCAUUUUCGAUCUCUCAUGUAUAUGAGGCCACUCUCAAUUUGGGGUAUGCAGCAAGCAUUAUCACUGCCCAAGGCAAUUCCGGAGGGCCCUAAGAUCAAUAUAAUGGAUGGAAUUCACAUAUCUCCCGGUAGGUUUAGAUCCUCUCACAAUGAAACAGGCGUUAGAAAGAUAGCCAAGCAAGCAAAGUACCUCCAAAAUUCUGUGUUUCACUGCAGUUGCUGAUUGUAGCAUGUAAGUUCCCUCAUCGUUGUAAAGAAGUGUUUAGGGAAAGUAUUCUGUUUAGAAAAUAGCAAUAAAAGUCUGGUUCGUAACCCGGCUAAUACAAUUAGAUGAUGUAUAGGUGACAGGUCUUUCCUUUUCUCUUUAGCAUUUUGUAUUUACUUUUAUUUCUUAUAUUGUGAAUAGGUAAAAUACUUCAUCAUUUGAAAAAUA